Betta splendens (Siamese fighting fish) is the source of this 1984-nucleotide messenger RNA. RefSeq names its product hydroxysteroid (17-beta) dehydrogenase 12b (gene hsd17b12b). The transcript is spliced from 11 exons. Gene Ontology annotation, cellular component: endoplasmic reticulum. Gene Ontology annotation, molecular function: oxidoreductase activity. The record is from RefSeq and is a predicted model, not a curated record. NCBI's taxonomy places the organism in Eukaryota, Metazoa, Chordata, Actinopteri, Anabantiformes, Osphronemidae. The coding region runs from base 128 to 1087 and encodes 319 amino acids.
GACCAGGUAGCGCUAAUGCGGAUAUCCUGGGUGUUUUUACGCGUGCUGAUGCACUUUGAGCGCCCGUGACAUCUUCACUUAGAUCAUAAGUCGAGGUACUAGUGUCAUCAGGUUACACAGAACCGUCAUGUCGUCCAGUGUGGCAGCCGUGCUGCGGGCUGUGGAGACGCCGCUCUUCUGGCUCGGUGCUCUGACCGCCUCCUGGCUCUCCGUGUGCGCCGUGUACCGGCUGCUGUCCGGGAUCAGGGUGUGGGUGCUGGGCAACGGGCGGCUCGUGUCACCCACCGCUCUGGGGAAAUGGGCAGUUGUGACUGGAGCCACGGAUGGAAUUGGGAAAGCUUAUGCAGAACAACUCGCCCGCAGAGGCUUCGCCAUCGUGCUCAUCAGUCGUUCUCAAGAGAAGCUGGAUGAAGUUUCCAAAGAGAUUGCAAGCAAAUGUGGCGUGGAGACGAAAACCAUCUCCGCAGACUUCAGCUCUGUGGACAUCUACUCCAGGAUUGAAGCUGGACUCGCAGGCCUUGAGGUUGGCGUGUUGGUGAACAACGUUGGAACAUCCUACACUUACCCUGAGUUCUUCCUAAACAUCCCAAACCUCGAACAAUUCAUCGACUCCAUGGUCAAUAUUAACAUAACGUCUGUGUGUCAGAUGACACGUCUGGUUUUGCCGCGGAUGGUGGAGAGGAAGAAGGGCGCCAUCCUCAACAUCUCGUCAGCCAGUGGGAUGUAUCCUGUACCUCUGCUCACCGUCUACUCCGCCACCAAGGCGUUUGUGGAUUUCUUUUCACAAGGUUUGCAAACUGAAUACAGGAGCAAGGGCAUCAUCAUCCAGAGUGUUCUUCCGUUUUUUGUGACCACCAAGCUGAGUAAAAUCCGCCGGCCCACGCUGGACGUGCCCAGUCCUGAGCGCUACGUCGCAGCUGAGCUCAGCACCGUGGGGCUGCAGACUCAGACCAACGGCUACCUGCCGCACGCUGUCAUGGGUUGGGUGACUACAGCGCUGCUCCCUGCCAGGAUCCUCAACAGCUACGUGAUGGGCGUGGGUCUGUCCCAGCGCGCUCGUUUCCUCAAGAAGCAGAAGCAAGGAUAGACGCAGCGGCAGCCGGAGGCCGGCGGCGCUCAGGAGGCGGACACUUUCUGGGCAACUCCUCCGUUUGUCUGCCUCUGUGUCCUCAGAUGCCGUUACACAUAUUUAGUGCGAGCAUUGUCAUCAUAAACACAAACUCUUUAUCGAGUGAUCAGCUUUAACAUGGAAUCUAAACCAACUCCCACUACUAAUCAUCUGCCUGCAGAGCGUAAUCUGACUCACGGAGGCUGUAGAAGGUGUGAGACUGGGCCUCGCUAACAUGUGGACCGGCUUAAAGCUGCUUAACACCUUUAAAGGCACUUACACAGUUUAUUAGACGCUACACCACUUUCUGAGCACCUUUGUCUUCCUGCAUGAAAUCCAUAAUCUUUGUUCAUUCCAGUGAUCUUUCCUGCGUUAAUGUUGUUGGAGCGGUUCUCUCUUCAAUAUGUUCAUUAAUUGACAGAAAAUUGAUGGUUACAUUUACGUAGGUACCAUUUUCCAAAAUUGUUCAUGAUUCCAGUAAAAUCCUAUUGGUGAGGUUGUAAUGAGUGAGUGCUUUUCUCUGAUGUGAAAUUGUGUGUAAUUUUUUACAGAUGCAUCGUGUAAAAUCAGACCACCAGGCACAUGAAGCUGUGUAGUGAUGCAGGGACUUUACUUUUCCUUCUCAUUCCAGACGUGGGCUCAUAUUCCACUUGUCUCUGUUCAGAUAUUUGAUUUCAGCCUGUACUGUAUUAAUUCCCAUGAACGUGUUCUUUGAAACAUUUCACUCCUGUUAACUGUUUAGUGCAGCAUCUGGGAACGAUGGUGGUGGUUUCCUCCUGGGCGCUCGUACUUUGUUGUUUAAUGUCUGCAAUAAAACACGUCAUGUUCUACAUGACUAUGAAAACUAGUCCAUCAAUAAAAUGUCUUUCAAACAGC